Molecule: messenger RNA, 3515 nt
Organism: Budorcas taxicolor (takin)
Lineage: Eukaryota; Metazoa; Chordata; Mammalia; Artiodactyla; Bovidae
Gene: ZBTB21
Product: zinc finger and BTB domain containing 21
Exons: 2
Coding region: 107-3250 (1047 amino acids)
Biological process (GO): regulation of transcription by RNA polymerase II; negative regulation of DNA-templated transcription
Cellular component (GO): nucleus
Molecular function (GO): DNA-binding transcription factor activity, RNA polymerase II-specific; protein binding; RNA polymerase II cis-regulatory region sequence-specific DNA binding
Source: RefSeq, a predicted model, not a curated record
AUGGAUGGAAUCACAGCGGCAGCGGCGGCUGCGGCGCGCGCGAGCCGAGUGUGAGCGGAAAGGGGCCUGACGUCUGCCUCGGGGCUGAAAACCGAUAAGGCCGAGCAUGGAGGGGCUGCUGCACUACAUCAACCCAGCACACGCCAUCUCUCUCCUCAGCGCCCUCAACGAGGAGCGGCUCAAGGGGCAGCUGUGUGACGCACUCCUGAUCGUCGGUGACCAGAAGUUCCGAGCUCAUAAGAACGUCCUGGCUGCCAGCAGUGAGUACUUCCAGAGCUUGUUCACCAACAAGGAGAACGAGGCACAGACUGUAUUCCAGCUGGACUUCUGUGAGCCAGAUGCUUUCGACAAUGUGCUCAACUACAUCUAUUCUUCAUCUCUGUUCGUGGAGAAGAGCAGCCUGGCUGCCGUGCAGGAGCUCGGCUACAGCCUGGGCAUCUCCUUCCUGACCAACAUUGCCUCCAAGACACCCCAGGCCCCCUUUCCCACGUGUCCCAACAGAAAGAAGACUAUCACCGAGGACGAGGAGAACAGUUCUCAAAAGAGAAGUGUCAUCGUUUGUCAGAGCAGGAACGAAGCCCCCGGGAAAGCCGGGAGUCAGAACACCUCUGAGCUGAGCCACCCUCCCCGGCCCUCCCCCAGCAUCGCGGUCAAGGCAAACGCCAGUAAGCCCCCCGGCCCCAAACCCACGGAGCCCCCGCACCACGUGGCGCCAGCUGAAAAAAGCUGGCCGAAAGAUGGCCCCGCGGUUCUGGCGAGGCCGCCGGAGCUCGCCGGGCCUUCGGAGGAGCCAAGCCGGAGCGGCCUGGCCAAGCGGGCCGCGGCACCGCCUUCGAAGCCCCCGCUGGACCGGGCGGCCGUGGAUGAAAGGCCAGGCGCCAGCGCCCUGCUCCCCAAAGGCGUGGCCGUGGAGCUGGCGCUGCGGAGCCCGCGGCCGCCCGUCCUGUCCCUGCGGGGCUCGCCCGAGACGCCCUUCCUGCUGAAGGAGGCGGGCCGGGGCAGCGGGCCGGGCGAGGACCGGAACCUGCUGUAUUACUCUAGGCUGGGGCUGGUCAUCCCAGCCGGGGCACCAGCGCCGGGGGCCCAGGGAGUGGACCGCAGCGGCCCGCUUGUCAAGAGCCUCCUGCGCCGGUCGCUGUCCAUGGACAGCCAAGUCCCCGUGUACACGCCCACUGCCGAGCUGCAGCCUCCCCCAGGCAAGGGCUCGGGCGAUGUGGCGGGCAGCGUGCUCUGCGCCUUCUCUUCUCAGAGGCCGCCCUCCAAGGAUGGGGGCGAAACGGCGGCCCCCGACGCCCGGGCCCCUGCCCCUCAGCCUCACCGCCUCAGGUCCUUCAGCGCCUCUCAGCCGGCUGAGCGGCCGGGGGCACCCCCGGGGCCGGAGGUGCGGGUCAAGGCCGAGCCGCGCAGCCCCCCAGAGCCAUGCGACAUCAUUCGCGUCACCGUGGGGGAUGCCGCGGCCGCCACGAGAGACCUGGCCCUACAGACAGAAGACGACCGGAAAGACCCCAGCAGACUCCCGGCUAAGAGGCGGUUCCAGACAGACAGGAGGCUGCCGGCCAAGCAGCCCAAAGCUGAGAGCCCAGGCUCCCCGGGCUCGGGAGACCCCCGCAAGGAGGGCUUGAGCCCAUCUGCCCUCCAGGCCGACUUCCCAGGCUCUGACUUGAACAAAGACGAAUUCGGUGAGUUGGAGGGCACGAGACCAAACAAAAAGUUUAAAUGCAAACAUUGCCUUAAAAUCUUUAGAUCCACGGCGGGCCUGCACCGGCACGUGAACAUGUACCACAACCCUGAGAAGCCGUACGCCUGCGACAUCUGCCACAAGCGCUUUCACACCAACUUCAAAGUGUGGACGCACUGCCAGACGCAGCACGGUGUGGUUAAAAAUCCGGCUCCGGCCGCCAGCUCCCACGCUGUCCUGGACGAGAAGUUCCAGAGGAAACUCAUUGAUAUUGUGCGAGAGCGGGAGAUCAAGAAGGCGCUGAUCCUGAAGCUGCGGCGCGGCCGGCCGGGCUUCCAGGGCCCUGGCGGCUCCCCAGCGCAGGUCCUCAAGCGGGGCCUGCGCUCCCGGGCCAAGGGCGCGUAUGUGUGCACGGCCUGUGGGAAGGCCUACCGCUUCCUCUCCCAGCUCAAGCAGCACGUGAAGAUGCACCCGGGGGAGAAGGCCCUUGGGGCUGCCAGGGCCACGCGGCCCAGGGAGCGCGUGGCCCCCGGGGGCGCAGCGGGCGGCCCGGAGCUCUAUCUGUGCCGCCUCUGUAACGCCAAGCUCUCUUCUCUCCUAGAGCAAGGCAACCACGAGCGCCUGUGCCGCACUGCUACCGUGUGCCCCUACUGCAGCCUCAGGUUCUUCUCGCCCGAGCUCAAGCGCGAGCACGAGGGCAAGUGCGAGUUCCGCAAGCUCACGUGCCUGGAGUGCAUGCGCACCUUCAAGUCGGCCUUCAGCAUCUGGCGGCACCAGGUGGAAGUGCACAAUCAGAACAGCAUGGCCCCGGCCGCCGGCACCUCCCCACCCCGGCCUGACCUCAACGGCGAGGCCACCGGCCCUGCCCGGCCCCCUGUCCUGCCCGAGCCUGGCCGAGCCGACCCUGCGGCCACUGCCGCCAAAGAUGACCCCUCGGGGGGCAGCCGCGGCCCUGAGCCUGUGAACUUUGACUCCGAAGAUUCCACCUGCCUCCCCGAGGACCUCAGCCUCUCCAAGCCGCUGAAGAUCCAGGUCAAAGAGGAGCCGCCGGAGGAGGCCGAGGAGGAGGCGCCCGAGGCCGGCGCGGCCCCCAAGGACCUGUGGCCCUGCGAGAAGUGCGGCAAGACCUUCCCGGCACCAAAGCAGCUGGAGCGGCACCAGGAACUGCUGUGCUCCGUGAAGCCCUUCAUCUGCCACGUCUGCAACAAGGCUUUCCGCACCAACUUCCGGCUCUGGAGCCACUUCCAGUCCCACAUGGCCCAGGCCUCUGAGGACCCUGCGCACCGGGAACCCGAGGCUGGCCCGGGCCCCGCCGGCUCCCCGUCGCCGCCCCCGCUGCCCCCACCGCUGCCCAAGAUCCAGCCCCUGGAGCCCGACAGCCCCACAGGCCUGCCCGAAACCCCCACUCCCACCGCCGACAAGCUGUUCGCGCCCCGAGAGUCAGACACGCUGUUCUACCACGCGCCCCCCCUCUCCGCCAUCACUUUUAAAAGACAGUUCAUGUGUAAGCUCUGCCACAGGACAUUCAAGACAGCCUUCAGCCUCUGGAGCCAUGAGCAGACGCACAACUGAAACACUUCUCAACCCUGGAGACAAGCGCUGGUCUCCAGGCUUCAGCCCGAAUCGUGAACUGUGUCAUAAGAAACAACUUAUUUUUUAAAAAAGAAUAAUAAAGGUUGCAGAUUAUUAUGCUUGAAUAUAAGUUUGAGGUAAACUGAUAUUAAUGAGAAAUGUCCUUACUCAACCUAGGAAAACUCCCCAAAGCCUUGUGCUUCUGGACCUUACAGUAAUGCCUUUAUUACUGUGGAAGUUCGUUCUUGGUUGUUUGCAUGGUUCC